AACAGGGUCUUUCUUCACAUCUGCCUAAUGGGGUAUUGCCACCACUUGGAGAGAGUUGGAAGCUACAGCAGUGGGUAAUUGGACUCAACCCAAAGGCCAGUUAGGGGGAGAUUUGGGGGUUAUUGCAGCACCUCAAAGCAACAAAAAUGGACAAGAGCAGACGACGUUCCAGAACUGCAGGGAGAAGCACAUCUAGACACCAGAAACAACCCUGUGCCAUACGACUGGUACACACAGAUGAAUCUGGUCAACUGCAACUAAAUGAAUCUGCUGUACAGACCUGUUUUCUGGAUGGAGAGAUAUCAGACUACCCUGUUUGCCUAAUCUGUGUGAUCGGAGAGAAGCGUCGAGGCAAAUCCUUCCUCAUGAACUACAUCCUGAGAGCUCUGUCCUGCCAGGAGAAGGGACAUCCACUCAGCCUGGGGGCAGAUGAUGCUCCUCUCAGUGGGUUUGAGUGGAGAGAUGGAAUAAGCUGCACAACCAAGGGCAUCUGGAUCUGGAGCAAGCCCUUCAUUCUAGAGCGUAAUGGAGAAAAGAGGGCCGUGUUUGUUCUGGACACAGAGGGCUCCCUGGAUAUUCAGAGUUCAAGAGACAUUUGCCUGAAGCUGUCUGCAUUAUCCAUGAUCCUCAGCUCCUACCUGAUAUUCAAUGUGAACUCAAACUUGAAAACAACAGAAAUGGACUAUCUUGAGAUGUAUCUCCAUGUAGCUGAGUAUGUCGGGAGAUCGUUUGAUCUGCAGGCCUUACAGCACCUCAAUAUCCUUAUACGUGACUGGCAAGAUUUUAGGAGAUGUGGAAAAGAAGAGGCCCGGGCUUAUGUAUUUCAUGAGACUGAGAAUCUGCAAAAUGAACCUUCAUACAAAUUGGUGUCAGAGACCCUAAGAGGCCCAUUAGCAGACUACUCCCUCCUGCCCCACCCAGGGAAAGAUCUGAUGAUUGACAGUCAAGGGAAAUUAUCAGAUAUGGAAGAGGAUUUCAGGAAUCAUCUAACAACCUACAUAUUCAACCUCGUGGGAGACAUUUGGCUCCACAGAAAAACCAACAGACAAGGGGAAAAAGUGACGUGUGCUGAGCUGGCAGGAGUAUUAAAGAGAGUUGUGAACAUUAUGCAGAGUUUAUCAUACAGCUUUACCUCCCCGUUGCAGAUGUUCUUUGCCUUUGAAAAUCACAAAAAGGUGGAAGAAUUUAAGGAGAAGUUCCACACUUUCAAACAGUCAAAAGAAGUGGAUUCUCUGAUCAGGAAACAGAACUUGAAUCUGAUUCAAAUGGAGACCAACAUCAAUGAGAUGGCAACCAAACUCCUACUGGAUUUUAAACAAUCACUUAAAGGGGAUGAUGCCAAAGAAAAGGAAAGGCUUGUAAAUGAACUGGAAUCCUACUUGUUAGAACAGCAGCAAGAGUUUUGUGAAGACUACUCCAAGAGGUUCUAUAGAUUCCAAAAUCACAAGAGGAUGGAGCGUAUGAAAAAGACGUUUCAAAAUGUACUAUCAUCAAAGUCAAAAGAAGUAUAUUCUCUGAUCACGGAAGAGAACGUGAGUCCAUCUCAAAUGAAGUCCAGCAUCAAUGAUACAGCAACCAAAUUCCUCGAGGACUUUAAACAAUUAAUACAAGGGGAUGAUACUCAAGAAAAGGAAAGGCUCAAAAGUGAACUGGAAUUGUAUUUGUUAAAACUUCAGCAGAAGUUCUGUAAAGACUACUCCAAGAGGUUCUGUGCAUUUCAAAAUCACAAAAGAAUGGAGACAAUAAAAGAGUUGUUUCAAGGUGUUAUAUUGUCAAAGUCAAAAGAAGUAGAUUCGCUGAUCACGGAACAGAACAUGAGUCCAUCUCAAAUGAAGUCCAGCAUCAAUGAUACGGCAACCAAAUUCCUCCAGGACUUUAAACAAUCAAUACAAGGGGAUGAUACUCAAGAAAAGGAAAGGCUCGAAAAUGAACUGAAAUCACAUUUUUUAAAACAGCAGCAGAUGUUUUAUAAAGACUACUCCAAGAGGUUUUUUGCAUUUCAAAAUCAUGAAAGAAUGGAGACAAUAACAAAGCUGUUUCAAAGUGUCAUAUUGUCAAAGACAGAAGAAGCUGAUAAUCUGAUCACAGAACAGAAUGUGAGUCCAACUCUAAUGGAAGCCCGCCUCAAUGAUACAACAAACAAUUUCCUCCGAAACUUUGAACAAUCAUUCCAAGGGGAUGAUGCCCAAGAAAAGGAAAGGCUUGUAAAUGAACUGGAAUCCUAUUUGUUAAACCAGCAGCAAGAGUUCUGUAAUGACUACUCCCAGAGGUUCUAUAGAUUUCAGAAUCACAGGAGGAUGGAGGAUAUUAAAGAGCAGUUUCGGAAUGUAAUAUUAUCAAAGACAGAAGAAGCUGAUAAUCUGAUCACAGAACAGAAUGUGAGUCCAACUCUAAUGGAAGCCAGCCUCAAUGAUAUAAGAAACAAUUUCCUCAGAGACUUUGAACAAUCAUUCCAAGGGGAUGAUGCCCAAGAAAAGGAAAGGCUUGUAAAUGAACUGGAAUCCUAUUUGUUAAACCAGCAGCAUGAGUUCUGUAAUGACUACUCCCAGAGGUUCUAUAGAUUUCAGAAUCACAGGAGGAUGGAGAAUAUUAAAGAGCAAUUUCAGAAUGUAAUAAAAUCAAAGGAAUCAGAAAUUUGUACUCUUAUCAGGAAUAAUAAUUACCCUAAUAGAAUCGAGAGGGAAAUGCUUCAUGUAGUCAAUCAAUUGCUUGACAAUUACAGAGAAUCCCUGGAAGGCAUUGAUGACGAACAAAAGGAACUGCUUGUUAAUGAAAUGGAAUCACAUUUGUUGCAAGAGAAUGAACUGUUCUGUAUAGAGUAUAGCAAGAAUUUCUAUGCUUUUAAAAAUCAGAAACGCAUGGAGGAUACUAAAAGAAGGUUCCUGAAUUUUCUAGAGCAAAAGAAAGAAGAAACUUCAUCAUCUCUGUUGAACAAGUUGAUGGUGAUGCCAUCUGCCAUGGAGUCCCAGAUCCAGGAUUCUAUCAAAAAGUACAUGGAUGAAUUUAAAAGGUCACUUGAGGGCACUGAUAGCCAAGAGAAGAACCAUCUUGUGGCUAGGCUGAAUUCAUACUUGGAUAAUAUGAAGGAUGAGUUUUGUAAAGAAUACUCCAGCAUCUAUACCUCGGCAAUGCAGUGGAUCACUGGUGGAACUGCCACUAGUUUUUUUCUGGCCAGAAACAUGAUUGGAAAUGCAUCACUUGUAGCAGCAGCUGCGGAAGCGCCAGUAUUGGCAGCAAUCAUUGGUGGAGCUGUAAUAGUUGGCGCCCUUGUAGCUUGGGGGAAAACUUUUUAUUUUGCCGAGCAUAAAAAACAGUAGUUAGAAAGAGAAUCCAUUGGCACUCCACUCCACUGCACUGUGAAAAUGUUUAAUGAAAGCCCUUUAAAUAUAAUCUUAUAUUAUACAAAUUACAUAAAAUUACAGAACACAGUGUUUACUAACACCCAGCUCCACCUGGCUGUAAAACUGGAAUUUAAAUGUUCCAUUAAAAUUCUAUGUACAGUAUAGUUCAAUAACCCGGUGACACUACGGUUAGUUUAAGGGUUCCUGUACAGUUCCUCAAUAAGCCUCCUAAGCUCUUCCCAAGUUCUGUGCAAGAUCAGAGCAGAUUUACUUUGCCUUAUUAUACAGGUAUGGGAUCCAUUAUCCCGAAACCCAUUAUCCAGAAAGCUCUGACCGAUACUCUGAUGCGCUCCU
Xenopus laevis (African clawed frog) is the source of this 3695-nucleotide messenger RNA. Its product is annotated as A-kinase anchor protein 9. The coding region runs from base 147 to 3317 and encodes 1056 amino acids. The record is from RefSeq and is a predicted model, not a curated record. NCBI's taxonomy places the organism in Eukaryota, Metazoa, Chordata, Amphibia, Anura, Pipidae. The transcript has 26 exons.